CUUUUCUUCGUUCCUCUUUGGAGACAGCGGAAGAACUUUACAGACGGACCAGCUUCCGGUGCCUUUUGUCAACAACAUCCACGAGGAGCUCGCGUGGGUUUAACUUUGAAAAUGCCUAAAGCGCAGAAGGGAAAGACGGAAAAAGUAGUACAUCCGUACAGCAGGAAGGCAGCAUAUUUGGCCCGAGAGGAGCUGCGUCUCAAGAGGAAAGAGAGACAUAAAAAUGAUAAAGCUACUCGCCUCAGCAACAUAGGAGAAAAGCUGAUGUGGUUUCAGGAGCAGCUUGAUCCUUUAAAGACGAAUUACACCAAAAAAGAUGCUUGUGACAUCAUUGAAAGGUACCUGCAACGAUUUGAUGCUGAACUCGAGCAGAUCGAGUUGUUGAAUGGAAUCAAAGGUCGUCAGGGUCGUCUCCAUGGAGCCCGAGAAGCAGUAAUCAAACAGACCAUCGAAAGAGAGAGGGCACAGUUUGAAGGGGUUGGCUUUGAAAUUCCAGACAUCAUGAAUGCAAAACAUCUAAAAAUGUUCAGAGAAUGGACAGGUGAUUUGAAGAAACUGCCAAAUAUAAAACUGCGUAAAGUUUCUAACAAAGGACUGGAUACAAAAUCAGAUGAGCAGGAAAAGGACGAAGAGAAAGAUGAAGAGGAUAAAGAUGCUUUAGAAGAAGAGUCACAAGAAGGUGAGGAGGAAAACUUGGACAACGAGCAAGAGGACAUGCUGUUGAUGUCAGACUGAGAGACUACAGAUUUUCUGAGAUCAGUUGUGGAAGUAUCGGCUGCUAUUUCUGACCUGUAGAGGAUGUCAAAAACAGAAACUUGACAGACACAUGAGGGGCUCCUAUGUUUAUUUAUUUCACAAAUAAACUGAAAUGGAAAGUCUUCAGUUCAAUCCAGUAAGAAAUAAAAGGUGCUUGAAUGUGAUGAAAUAAGAAAAGCUGAUUUUUGUGGUAUUACCACUACAGUUAAAACCAAUUGGAAAAAUCAUAAUUAUUGAACUGAAAUGUCAGUAGUGUUGUUUUUCAUAGCAAAAAUUGGCAACCAAGAGGCAACACAAGUUACAUCAUCUUUCAUAAAAACACAGCACAAGAUUUGUUUGGUUUUUUGGAAUCUGUUGUUUAAAAUGAAUGAAUUUUAGACCUAUUUAAAAUAUUUUAUUUGCCUCUUGAAAUGACUUUUUUGUGUUAGUUUAUCACUGAUCUUUGGUUUGUGUAAACCUGAUUGUCCACCUGUAAAGUUUGUGUAUUUUUUAACAAAGUGCCUUUAGGACUGAGUUUAAGAGUGCAACAUGCCCAUUUAGGGUGCAUAAUAAGUGUUGAAAUCAAAUUGAAAGAGCCUAUUUGAAAAAUACAACACACAAUCUACAACUCUCCUUCAAAUAAACACUGUACCAGCCCCACCCAUGACAAGGUGAUGGUGUAUUCAUAAUUGUUUGUCUUGGCAAUAAACAGGCAUCACAUAUGGCCUCAUGAUUACAAAAC
Periophthalmus magnuspinnatus is the source of this 1477-nucleotide messenger RNA. RefSeq names its product translation machinery associated 16 homolog (gene tma16). Gene Ontology annotation, cellular component: nucleus. The record is from RefSeq and is a predicted model, not a curated record. The transcript has 7 exons. Lineage: Eukaryota; Metazoa; Chordata; Actinopteri; Gobiiformes; Gobiidae. The coding region runs from base 112 to 735 and encodes 207 amino acids.